CAACUGAUCCCCGCUGCAAUCCAAAUUCACGAAACCUCCCUCCCAUAUGCAAACACCCCAAAAUAUUUUAGAGCGAGAAAAUUAAAAAGGCCAGAGGUUAUAGAGAGAGAAAGAGGUCUCUCGAAUCACCACCUGGCGAUCCGAGUUUCGAAAUCCAGUGACUCGCGGAUACAGGCGGCUUUUUCUGUGCUCGCCACGCAUCUACGCACCUGUGCCCGUUCGGCAUUUUUUGAUUCCCUCAAUCUUCGCUUCUUACUCUUCUGUCAGUCAAGUUUGCACUUUCUAUAACGGGGAUGUCAACCCGCUAGAUUUCCGAUCCUUGUUGUCAGUGUCUGAGCCGAAAGUUGGAACUGCUCCGUUUGGGAAGCCUUUGAGUGCGGAUUUGAUCAGUUUGAAGGCGACGAAUUUUUGGUUUUUUGAAUCUCUUGAAGGUGAAUUCAGUGAAUAGAGAAGGUUUUGAUUGAAUUGAACAAUAAGAUCUUGGACAAGUAAGUGGUGGGUGGUGGGGUCUUUUCAUCGGCGAUGGUUGCUAUUUGGCUUCACUGCCCCGCUUCCAUUGCCGUUUUUCCGUCUGGAGGACAUUGAGGGGGCUUGUUUAUUUGGUUCAAUAGCAUCAGAUAAAUAUCACGACGGCCCCAUCUUCCUUGUGCUUUGUGAUCUUUCAGUGAUCGGAGGUUUCCAAGGUUCUUGGUUCGGUAUUAGAUUUGCUGUUCGUCAACAUGGUGACCACUAAUCUCUUUCACUGUAGAAAGAAUUCGUGGCCACCUGAAGAGUAUAUCAGUAAAUUUACUUUACAGCUGCUUGAUUUUGAUAGUGCUGCCCCACCCGAACAAGCAUGGAGGAGAAGAUUGAACAGCCAUGCCAAUAUCCUUAAAGAAUUUAGUGUGACUUUCAUGGAAGCAAUAAAGAUGGUUCGACUAGGCAUACGGAUAUGGUCAUAUGUCAGGGAAGAGGCUUCUCAUGGAAGGAAAGCACCUAUAGAUCCUUUUACUCGAGAAAGUUGCAAGCCAUCUGCAUCUCAAGGAGUUCCACUUGGAGGGAUGGGGAGUGGCAGCAUAUCAAGAGGAUUCAGGGGUGAGUUUCGACAAUGGCAAAUUUUACCUGGCUUAUGUGAAGCUUCACCUGUCAUGGCUAAUCAGUUUUCUAUUUUUAUCAGUAGAGAUGGAGGAAACAAAAAAUUUGCAUCCGUUUUGGCUCCUGGUCAGCAUGAAGGGUUAGGGUCUCGCAAGAAAGGUGAUGAUCACGGUAUACCAUCGUGGGGCUGGAAUCUCAGUGGCCAGCAUUCAACUUAUCACGCUCUCUUCCCAAGAGCUUGGACAAUAUAUGAUGGUGAGCCAGACCCGGAACUUAAAAUUUCUUGUCGUCAGAUAUCCCCUUUCAUACCACAUAAUUAUAAAGAAAGUAGUCUUCCUGCUGCGGUGUUUGUUUAUACGUUGGUAAACACUGGCAAGGAGAGAGCUAAAGUCAGCCUUCUAUUUACAUGGGCGAAUUCAAUUGGUGGAGUCUCGCAUUUGUCAGGAGAUCAUGUGAAUGAACCAUUCAUAGCUGAAGAUGGAGUUUCUGGCGUACUUCUACAUCACAAGACAGCAAAGCGAAAUCCUCCUGUUACGUUUGCCAUAGCUGCUUGUGAAACACAGAAUGUAAGCGUUUCUGUGUUACCAUGUUUUGGGCUGUCUGAAGGAGGUAUCCCCACAGCAAAAGAUAUGUGGGGUAAAAUGGUGCAGGAUGGACAAUUUGACCGGGAGAAUUUUAAUGCUGGACCUAGCAUGCCUUCAUCACCAGGAGAGACGCUUUGUGCUGCUGUCUCAGCUUCUGCAUGGGUGGAACCUCAUGGAAAGUGCACUGUGGCGUUUGCUCUUGCAUGGUCAUCACCAAAAGUGAAGUUUGUGAAAGGAAGCACUUUCAACAGGAGAUACACGAAAUUCUAUGGUACUUCUGAGAAAGCUGCGGCAAACGUGGUGCAUGAUGCCCUAACAAAUUACAAACGGUGGGAAGAAGAGAUUGAGAAAUGGCAGAGUCCGGUACUUGAGGAUGAAAAGCUUCCGGAAUGGUACAAGUUCACAUUGUUUAAUGAACUCUACUUUCUGGUUGCUGGUGGAACAAUUUGGAUUGAUUCUUCUUUGCGAUCUGCUUGUUUGAAAACAGAACCAUAUCAAGUAACAGAGUUGGAAAAUGCAAAUGUGACAGUAACUGAAGCUAGAGUGAACAGACAAGGUGCAGUUGUUGAGUGCAAAACAGAUGGUGCCGAAGAUGCUACUGCUACGGCAGAACAAAAUCACCAGGAUGAAACACAUUGUGAGGAUGGUUCAGAUGACAAUGAGUCUGUGGCUCCUCCCAGAAGGGAAAAUCCCACUGGCACUCUGCAGACUUUAACGAUGAUGGGCCAGCAAUAUGGUGACAAUGAUGAUGUGGGCAGGUUCUUGUACCUGGAAGGUGUGGAAUAUAUCAUGUGGUGCACAUAUGAUGUACACUUCUAUGCUUCAUUUGCUCUUCUUGAGCUCUUUCCUAAGAUUGAGCUGAAUAUUCAACGUGAGUUUGCUAAGGCUGUCCUGUGUGAAGAUGGAAGGAAAGUGAAGUAUUUAGCUGAGGGAAAUUGGGGAAUUCGUAAAGUUAGAGGAGCUGUGCCUCAUGAUCUGGGGACACAUGAUCCAUGGAAUGAAAUGAAUGCAUAUAAUAUCCAUGAUACCAGUAAAUGGAAAGAUUUGAACCCAAAAUUUGUACUUCAAGUGUAUCGAGAUUUUGCUAAAACUGGCGAUAUGUCAUUUGGAGUUGAUGUAUGGCCUGCUGUUCGAACUGCAAUGGAGUACAUGGAUCAAUUUGAUAAGGAUGGUGAUGGUCUUAUUGAAAACGAUGGGUUCCCUGAUCAAACAUAUGAUACGUGGACAGUUCAUGGGGUGAGUGCAUAUUGUGGUUGUCUUUGGCUUGCUGCUCUCCAGGCUGCAGCUGCAAUGGCUCUUCAACUCGGUGACAGAGAUUUUGCUGAGACAUGCAAAAGGAAAUUUUUGAAGGCUAAACCUGCAUUUGAAGAAAAACUUUGGAAUGGUACUUAUUUCAACUAUGACAGUGGGUCAAGUAGUAAUAGUAAAUCCAUUCAAGCAGAUCAACUGGCUGGGCAAUGGUAUACAGCAUCCUCAGGGCUGUCUCCCCUUUUUGAUGAUUUCAAGAUUAAAAGUGCUCUCAGGAAAAUUUUUGAUUUCAACGUAAUGAAGAUUAAAGGUGGCAGGAUGGGUGCUGUGAAUGGAAUGCAUCCCAAUGGAAAGGUGGAUGAGACCUGCAUGCAGUCUCGAGAAAUAUGGACGGGUGUGACAUAUGGUGUUGCUGCUACAAUGAUCCUUGCAGGUAUGGAGGAGGAGGCCUUCACAGCUGCUGAGGGUAUAUUUAUAGCAGGCUGGUCCGAAGAAGGAUACGGGUAUUGGUUCCAGACACCAGAGGGAUGGACUAUUGAUGGGCACUACCGGUCCCUCAUCUAUAUGAGGCCCCUCGCAAUUUGGGGUAUGCAGUAUGCAUUGACUCUGCCUAAGGCAAUUCUUGAGGCCCCAAGAGUCAACGUCAUGGACAGAAUCCACAUACCGCCUGCUAGUGGAGGAUUCUCUCAUAAUGAAACGACUGUGAGAAAGAUUGCGGCUAAAUCUGGCUGCUUUGGAAAUUCUGUGUUCCAUUGUGCUUGCUGAUAUUUAACAGUUUUGUACAGGUACGUUUCAUUGAAACAAUUCCCGGUCCAGCCAUGCUGUUAUUCUUUAGUAAUUGAUGGUCAAGGUCUGAGGCAGUGGUCGUUGUGGAAAUGAUGAGUCGUCAUUUUUAUGGCCUUUUAGUUUAAACCAUGUAGGCUUGUCAUUGUAUUUCGGCCGCUUUUUCUUCCUUCAAUUCUUUUCAAGGUAAUUUAAAUCUUAUUUUGUUUCCACCCAAACUUGACUUUCAUUAGCAUUUUUUGUAACGUGUAAACCCAGUAUUUCCCUGUCAGGGGUUCGAAGUGUGUCUAUCGCUUAUUGUCGUUAGCAUAUGAAUAUUAGAAUUCUGCCAAAAUAUUGUCAGGCUAUUGAUGUCUUGAUGGUAUUGGUUGUACCAAUUUAUGUAAAAAGAACAGAAAUCAUAUAACGUAUACUUACGGUUAUUUUGUCCCA
Molecule: messenger RNA, 4121 nt
Organism: Neltuma alba
Lineage: Eukaryota; Viridiplantae; Streptophyta; Magnoliopsida; Fabales; Fabaceae
Product: non-lysosomal glucosylceramidase
Exons: 18
Coding region: 720-3671 (983 amino acids)
Biological process (GO): glucosylceramide catabolic process; carbohydrate metabolic process
Cellular component (GO): membrane
Molecular function (GO): glucosylceramidase activity; beta-glucosidase activity
Source: RefSeq, a predicted model, not a curated record